CCACAACCAUAGUCAGUGGUGUUGAUGAAAGCCAGCAGCAGCAUCAACAUGUUCUCCAGCAGUCCGACUACAGCUCGGACCAGACAAGCUUUGGUUCUGAGCCCAAUGCAUUAACUGCAUCACUCCAGCAAAGUGGUGUGGAAUAUGCUGAGGAUGUUGAAGAAGAACAGGAUGAAGAUGGGGACCAGGACAUUGAAGAAAAUUCUAUAGAGUAUUCAGAGUUUUCCUGUCCUGUGUGCAGCGAAGGCUUCCCUGAUCAGGCCACGCUUGAUGACCAUGUCAACAACCAUCCUCCCUUGAAAAAUUUUGUUUGUGAAACCUGCGGGAAAGGCUUUGCGACUAGGCGUUACCUCAAAUAUCAUAGAAAAAACCACUGUAAGAGGGCUGGAUCUUAUGAAGGAAGAAAUGAAAUGGAUGAAAAUGAUCCUAAUGGUGAGGUUAAAAGGUUCGCAUGUAAUGUGUGCAGCAGGCCCUUUCGUGUUUUAAAGUGCAUGAAAGUCCACAAAAAGAAGAAGCAUGGCAUCUUGAAAGAGUACACUUGUCAGAACUGUGCCAUCACCUACAGCACUUCACAGGAGCUUAUUGACCAUGCGUGUGAACCUAAGAGUGCCCCAAGCACACCUCAGAUCAUCCAGUAUACGCCCCCUCCCCUUGCUCUACCUGCUCAAAAGAAGAAGAGGAAGCUGAAGCAAGCCAAGCCUGCUUGUGACAUAUGUGGGAAAACUUUCUCAGAUCGUAUAAGUGUGGACAUUCAUCGUGUGAAGCACAUUGAGGAGGAACUGUACCCAUGUGACAUGUGCGGGGAGGAGGAUGGGGGGGACCCAAAUCAUCUUGCUGUGCAUUUUCGUAUCAGGUUUUUCACAGAUGACAACCAGCAUAUUCUAGAAGAUCAAAAAGCGGCAGUCGCCACCCAAGAUACGACCAGAUCUGACGAUGG
Messenger RNA from Lymnaea stagnalis (great pond snail), 937 nucleotides. The record is from the annotation of a GenBank genome assembly. Lineage: Eukaryota; Metazoa; Mollusca; Gastropoda; Lymnaeidae.